CCCUCUCUUCUCUUCCACACAUUUUCUUUUGAAGGAAAAAACCCUCUCUCUCUCUCUUUUUUUUUCUUUCUCUUCAAAAGGGCUUGCCUCCAAAACAAAUAUAUAAAAAAACCUACAAAAAAAAACUGAAAAUAUUUAUAAAAAAACUUAUAAAUUUUAACGAUCAUGUCUUCUCCCGUUGCUGCCGUUGCGAACCCUACUCCUGCCGAAGCUCAGGCCGGUACUCAACAAUUGUCUGCUGAACAACAACAGCAGAUCGCUCAGGCCCAGGCUACUCCGGCACCUGCUGCUGGUUCUACCAACCCUGCUGUCGCCGCUCCUUCGCCAUCGGCUUCGCUUUACGUCGGUGAACUCGAUCCUUCUGUCACCGAAGCCAUGCUUUUCGAAAUGUUCAACAUGGUCGGUCCUGUUGCCAGCAUCCGUGUCUGCCGUGAUGCCGUCACCCGUCGCAGCUUGGGCUAUGCUUAUGUCAACUAUCACAACAUUGUCGAUGGUGAACGUGCUUUGGAAAGCUUGAACUACACUUUGGUCAAGGGCAGACCCUGUCGUAUCAUGUGGUCGCAGCGUGAUCCUUCGCUUCGCAAGACCGGUUCGGGCAACGUCUUCAUCAAGAACCUUGAUCCCUCCAUCGAUAACAAGGCUCUUCAUGAUACCUUUUCUGCCUUUGGUAACAUCUUGUCAUGCAAGAUCGCCUUGGAUGAGACUGGUAGCUCCAAGGGCUACGGUUUCGUUCACUACGAGACUGACGAGGCUGCCGUCAGUGCGAUCAAGCACGUCAACGGCAUGUUGUUGAACGACAAGAAGGUCUUUGUCGGUCACCACGUCCCUCGCAAGGAACGUCAGGCUAAGAUUGAGGAACUCAAAGCCAAGUUCACCAACGUGUACGUCAAGAACUUGGACACUGAAGUUUCGGACAAGGAGGUUGAGGAAAUGUUUGGCAAGUUCGGCCCCAUCACCUCGGCCGUGAUCCAAAAGGACGAGGAAGGCAAGUCCAAGGGCUUUGGUUUCGUCAACUUUGAGAACUUUGAGGAUGCCCGCAAGGCUGUCGCGGAAUUGCACGAGAAGGAACACAAGGGCAAGGUGUUGUUUGUUUCUCGUGCGCAGAAGAAGGCUGAGCGUGAGGAAGAAUUGAGAAGACAGUACGAGCAGGCCAAGUUGGAGAAGCUUGCCAAGUACCAGGGCGUCAACUUGUAUGUCAAGAACCUCGACGAUGACAUUGAUGAUGAAAAGUUGCGCCAGGAGUUCUCGGUCUACGGUGUCAUUACCUCUGCCAAGGUGAUGCGCGAUGACAAGGCUAACAGCAAGGGCUUUGGCUUUGUCUGCUUCUCCGAGCCCGAUGAGGCCACCCGUGCCAUCACUGAGGCCAACGGCCGUAUGAUUGGCUCCAAGCCUAUCUACGUUGCCUUGGCUCAGCGUAAGGAGGUCCGUCGUAGCCAGUUGGAGGCCCAGAUGGCCCAGCGCAACCAGAUGCGCAUGCAGCAGGCUGUUCCCAUCCCCGGUGGUCCUGGUUACAUGCCCGGCGCCCCCAUGUUCUAUGCUCCCCCCAACGGUUUCAUGCCUCAAGGCCAGCGUCCCGUGUUCCCACCUAACGGUCUGAUGCCCCGUCCUCGUUGGGCUCCUCAGCCCCAGCAGGGCCAGCAGAUGCCUGUGCCUGGCUAUCCCCAGGGUCCUCAAGGCUUCUCGCCCAACAACAUGCAAGGCCGUCCUCCUCGCCAGCCCCGUCCUGCUCGUGGCGGCGCUGCUAACCAGGCUGGUGGCCGUGCGCAAGCUGCUGGCCAGCGCAAGUUCUCGUCGCAAGGCCGCGGUAACGCCUCUGCUGCCACCGCCACUACCAACGGCACUGCUGCUCCUCAAGAACAGCAGCAGCAGCAACAACAACAGGCUAACGGCAACACUUUGACUGCUGCUUCUUUGGCCAAUGCUACCCCUGAAGUUCAGAAGCAGAUGCUUGGUGAGCGUUUGUACCCAUUGAUCCACGCUUCGCAGCCCGAUUACUCGGGAAAGAUCACCGGUAUGCUUUUGGAGAUGGACAACAGCGAGCUUUUGAACCUGUUGGAGGACCAAACUGCUUUGGAUGCCAAGAUCAGUGAAGCCAUGGAAGUCUUGAAGGCUCACUUGGCUGGCGCCGAAGACGAAAAGGCUGAAGCUACCAAGGCUUAAAUGGUUUUUUGUAUAAAAAAAAAUGCAGCCCUAAUUCGAAAAAAAUACUACACAUACAUAUUUUUUUUCCCCUUGAGAGACUGAGAGAAUCUUUUUUUCUUCCC
Zychaea mexicana is the source of this 2264-nucleotide messenger RNA. RefSeq lists its product as uncharacterized. Gene Ontology annotation, molecular function: RNA binding. Gene Ontology annotation, cellular component: ribonucleoprotein complex. The transcript is spliced from 5 exons. The coding region runs from base 166 to 2160 and encodes 664 amino acids. The record is from RefSeq and is a predicted model, not a curated record. Lineage: Eukaryota; Fungi; Mucoromycota; Mucoromycetes; Mucorales; Lichtheimiaceae.